Molecule: messenger RNA, 447 nt
Organism: Suillus bovinus
Lineage: Eukaryota; Fungi; Basidiomycota; Agaricomycetes; Boletales; Suillaceae
Exons: 2
Coding region: 1-447 (148 amino acids)
Source: RefSeq, a predicted model, not a curated record
AUGAAACUUGACCUGGGGCAUGACCAGCUUCAGAAAUACAAACCCCUGCUUCACAAGCAGCUCAAAGUCAGCACUGCCGUGGGUGAUCCAAAUGCCCCUGGUCAACAAAAUGAAUCCCUCGCUUGGUUCUGGUCUAUCGAGAUCGACAUGGGGGGUCCAGAUAAAUCGUGGAAUGAGGAAUUUCACUGGCUCCAGGCAAAGGCACUAUGGGAUCAAUGGAAGGAAGAACUGAUAUUGGUCCAAUUUGAGACAGAUUGGACAUGUAACUUUUUCUUGUGGAAAGCAACCCAAUGGGGCAACUGGAUGCAGGAAUCAUUCAUGAAACACCUUCCAGGUCAUGCAUGCUACUCCAGAAGGCAAUCCCAAAUUUAUUCAUUGCUGGUGCAGAAUGCCCAGGCAGCAUUUCAACACCUGCAGACCAUGUUGAUAGAUUCCAGAGAUGAAUGA